Messenger RNA from Xyrauchen texanus (razorback sucker), 8231 nucleotides. RefSeq names its product protein FAM214A-like. Lineage: Eukaryota; Metazoa; Chordata; Actinopteri; Cypriniformes; Catostomidae. Bases 547 to 3636 code for a protein of 1029 amino acids. The transcript has 12 exons. The record is from RefSeq and is a predicted model, not a curated record.
GCUGUCCUCCUGCAUCUGUUUUGACAAGCAGACAGAACAUGUAUGAGCUUUGUCCAUGCAGAUCAACUUCUGUUUUGCGGUUUGUCAUCGCUGUUUUGUUUUCUGCCAGUCUUUUCAUAUAAAUCGUUUGUUGAACUAGUCUCUCUGGUUCACGAGACAUUCAAUGUUUUCUUUUUUAUUCGGAUAGUUUAUGAUCGAGAGCUCGAGAAGGGAUUUUAGAGCAAUGAGACACUUCUGUUUGGUCGAAAUCAGACUCAUCAUAGCCACGUAACGUUUCUCCAGUCUGGAGAUGAUGUUUUGUUGUCUUGAUAGAGUCUGAUCUAGCUGUCCGUGGGGGGUCGGUGAUGAUUAUCCAGAGGGUCUUAUAUGUGUCUCAAGUGGCAUUACAUUUGAGCUGAUCAGUGGCACUGCUGCAAUGAGGCUGGCAUCGGACAUCUAUUGAGCUGGUGUUUUGAUUGACUAGACUAGCAUACAGCAGCGUAUUUGAUCUUACCACCUCAGAUCAUUAACAUCCGAAUGGCUGUGCGCCUGAUCGAUAGCUAGCCAAUGUCUAAGGGACGAGUUUUAAAGUCUCAACAAAGACCCGAGGACGUAAGACGGAGCGCAGGCAUCCUGGAAGGCAUCACGUUGUCUGUGUCCAGCAUGAAGCCCGACAGAGAAGCAGCCGAGGAGUUCUUCGAGUAUGAUGCUGAGGAGUUCCUCGUGUUUCUGACGCUCCUGAUCACAGAAGGGCGGACUCCAGAAUGUUCCAUAAAGGGUCGGACCGAAGGGCUUCACUGCCCACCUGCCCAGUCAGCUAUGCCUGUCCUCACCAAACAUGAGUGUAGUGACAAAAUACCACAGUGUCGUCAGGCAAGGAGAACAAGGUCAGAGGUCAUGUUGCUAUGGCGCAAUUACAUCCCCAUCAUGAUUGAGGUGAUGCUUCUUCCUGACUGUUGCUAUAGCGAUGAAGGCCCUACCACAGACGGGACAGACCUAAAUGACCCAGCAAUAAAGCAAGAUGCACUCUUACUGGAGAGAUGGACAUUACAACCAGUGCCCCGAAAGAGUGGAGAUCGCUUUAUUGAGGAGAAAACCCUGCUUUUGGCUGUACGAUCCUAUGUCUUUUUCUCACAGCUCAGCGCAUGGCUGAGUGCUUCUCAUGGACUCGUACCCAGAAACAUCCUUUACAGAAUAAGUGCAGCUGAUGAGGAACUGAUAUGGAACUUCUCGCAGACUCCCUCUGAACAUGCCUUCCCUAUCCCAAACAUAUCUCACAGUGUUGCUCUCAAAGUGCUGGUUCAGUCUUUGCCCCGCCAGCCCAAAUACCCCAUACUGAAAUGUAGUAUCCACUCAGGUCUAGCUUUCCUGGGCAAAAGAGGCCUGGAGCGUGGUGAGAGGAGCAACCAUGCUGGAGAGAACCACAGUUCCCUCCGUCUGCCAGGGUCUCCACUUUUCUCCAGGCCUCUACACCCUUCUCAACCUCCCCACAGCCCUCUAAACAUCCGUAAAUGUCCCCCUCGCCCAGAAUCCCCUCACCCACCAGGAAAAGCCGUGAAAUGGUUGUACUCUCGGCUGAAUGGAGGUGUGGAAGCCCCUCCCACAGAACAGUACAGCUUGUGUACUAAUGGUGCCGAGAGCCCUAAGACAUCAAACAUGUUGUCACCAGUUCGUGCUUUCAAAUCACUGUCCCUCACCGACACUUUAGCAAUCCCCAGCCCGAGUCCCAGCUUCCUCUCAGGUGAAACCAACCCCCUCAUUGGCUCCCUACUCCAGGAGAGGCAGGAAGUCAUCGCUCGCAUUGCUCAGCGGCUAAAUUUCUGUGAUCCUACAGCUCCUCAUCUCCCUGAUGCCCUCUUCACUUCUCACGAACCGCCAGGACACAAAGCACCCUGGAGCUCCUUGCAGGACAAGGAGCGCAUGAAGAAAUCCAAAGAGUCCCUUUUACCUGUUCCUCAAACUCAUAAUGGAACUGGCCCAGAAAACACAGAGAGGAGCCGGUCUUCUCUCUAUGACACCCCCUUAAGCCCUAGAAGCAGAAAGCGUCUAGACCAAGUGGAAAACGAAUCAAAAACUUCCCCAAAACUGUCAACUCGUAAGCGUCUGGUACUAAGUGACCAGUCUGCUGAAGGUUCAAUGAUUGCAGACGCCGUUCAGGAUAUCUCAAGGUUGAUUCAGGAGAGACUUCAACAGUCCUACAGUCUCCUAAAUGUCACCUAUAAAUUAAAGUCCACUCAAACCGAACAGGUAGGCACAAGCCAUGGUGCCCAUUCAAACGGCUUUGUUUCGCCAUCAAGCAAUGAGUCCUCAAGCAUAGCCAAUGGCCAGGGAAGCACAAAGCCUCAUAAUUCUCCAAAAACAAAAUGUUGUCAAUCUCCUGACUCUAGUAAUAGCCAGCAAGACUGUUCUUGUAGACCACUACAUGUGGCCAUCCCAAUACUUGAAGAGCUCAGCCUCAAAAAAUCACAGCCGUUAACGACAAGUAACGACAAACAGAACACUAAAAGUGAGUCCUGGACCUCUUUGAAAGACCACACAAACUCUUAUCAGGAGAAUGGGCUGACACUGACUGGAUACUUCCAGCCUUUCAAGACACAAGAGUCAAUUGAAGAGAAAGUAUCAGAGAAGCAUGUCCAGGUUGGGUCCACCUGUCCUGAGAAGGAUGAGAACCAGGUGCCUUGGGCAUCUCUCUCUAGAACACCUGCCAACCUUAUCCACAGCACCCCCAGUCCUUCCGUUGGUCCUACCCCAAGCAGUUAUAUGCAGAGAUAUCCCCCCUUCCCUCUGAAGCCACGCAGUAAAUGGAAGAAACAGAAUCGUCACUCCAUAGACGGAACGGCAACGAAAGCUUUCCACCCCUGCACAGGCCUGCCUCUCCUCUCUAGCCCUGUUCCUCAAAGAAAAUCUCAGACAGGAUAUUUUGAUUUAGACACGUCUGUGAUUCAUUGCAAAGGUGUGCCAUGGGCUGCCAAUAAGAGGGUUUUAAAAAGAUCACAAGACUGUGAUGAGUCUCAGCAGCAGAUCCUUAGUGCCAGCGCUCCACCCGCCAGCCUCAGCCUUUUGGGAAACUUUGAGGAGUGUGUCCUGAACUAUCGUUUGGAGCCAUUGGGUAAUGUUGAGGGUUUCACUGCUGAGGUGGGCGCCAGCGGAACAUUCUGCCCCAGUCACAUGACAUUACCUGUGGACGUGUCUUUCUACAGCGUCUCUGAUGAUAAUGCACCUUCCCCCUACAUGGGUGUCAUAAAUUUGGAGUCUCUCGGUAAGAGGGGAUAUCGUGUACCUCCUUCAGGAACCAUUCAAGUGACCUUAUUUAACCCUAAUAAGACGGUGGUUAAGAUGUUUGUGGUGAUGUACAAUCUGAGGGAAAUGCCCGCCAGCCAUCAGACAUUCCUGCGGCAGAGAACCUUCUCAGUCCCCGUCAAACGCGAGUUCAAUGGACAGAACAACAAAAAGAAGCCCGUGCUGGGGCAAGGACGAACCCUCCGCUACCUCGUCCACCUGAGGUUUCAGAGCUCCAAAUCUGGAAAGAUCUACCUCCAUCGGGACAUCCGGCUCCUUUUCUCCCGUAAAUCCAUGGAAGUGGACAGUGGUGCUGCCUACGAGCUCAAGUCUUUUACAGAGUCACCUGCCGAUCCCCCUUUCUCUCCAAGAUGCUAAUCUAAUCUAAACUAGUCCAUUCUUAAUGCAGCAUAGGGGCCUUACUAAAUCAGAAUCGUUCAUCUGCCUGUAUGUAAAUUAAAAAUAGAGACACCCACUCACUUGUGCACACACACAUUCAUGAAAGGACUAUUAACAUUAAUGCCCCUUUCCUUAAAAAAAUACUCACAAUUAAAUCAUCUGUUCAAAUGGUAUUAGGUUUAAAACAACAGAUGGUUGAGAAUUUUGAUUUAGUUGCAAGCUUAUUGCCAGAUUUUCGGCAUGGUUCGAGAAAACUAUAUCCAUGGACCAUUUUUUUAAGAAAAGACUAUUAAAUAAAUAACUGCAAAGGAUGUUUGAAGAGCACUGUGUUUUCCACCACAACUGGAACAACAUUUUGUUUUGUUCAAGGAUUUCUUUCUUUGUACUGUUACCAAACAUCUUUAAUUGGAAAUGUUGCAAUAGAAAAACAAAUAUCUUACUAGCUUAGUGUUUACAUAUUUCCUUUUUUUUUUUCUUCAGUUAUUUAAUAUUUAAAUUGAAUUUAAUUUACUGCACAUGUGAUGCCUGUUGCGCAAAACAUUGACGUAGUGCAAAAAUAUGUUUCAAUCAUACAAUGUAUUUUUGUCUUUCAAAUUCAGAUAUUAAAUAAAAUAAUGAUAUAUUAUAUCUAUAAAAUAUUCUGUAAACAUGCAUGUCUUUGGUUUUCCAUUUUCAACAAUUUACAAAAUAGAACCAACCAUUCACAUGGUACGCACAGUCAUGGAAAACCUGGAAAUAUCAGGGAAUGUUAAAAAUGUGAUCGGAAGGCCUGGACAUGAAACAGUCGACUAAACCAGUCAGGAAAAUUAUUGCUGAAGUGUGUAAAUUUUGGUUGUUAAAGUACUUUCUCCUAUCCCAGCUUAAUAUGCAGAGAAAAAUUACUUGAAGUUCAGACAUGAAACUCUACAUGGCUUGCAUAAAGCAGCUGAUAGGUCCUUUGACAUGUAAUAUUUAGCCAGUCAACUUGCUUACUCUCUCUUUUUCAAACACUUAAAUUGCCUCGGUCAUUUGCAGUAAAGCCGAUUUCACUGCAGCGAGCUACAAGAGUUUUCUCUCUGAAACCCUUCUCCUCCCCAGCACCACUUGUCUAGAUCUGGUUUAAAGAGAUUGUAUGUAUAUCUGGGUUUCCAUCCAACUAUUUAUAUUUUUUAUUUGCACAUAAGAAAACCUAAAUGUAAACACUCGAUAUCUCAACAUUCACUCAAAAGUUUAUGUGCUAGGCAGAGUUGGAUUUUCUAGAGUUUCACACAAGGCAAAUGUGCAUUAAUGGCUCAGGUGGUAGAGCAGGUUGUCCGCUAAUCACAGGGUUAGCGGUUCGAUUCCCAGCCCACAUGACUCCACAUGCUGGUGUCCUCGGGCAAGACACUGAACCUCGAGUUGCUCCCAAUGGCAGACUAGCGCAUUGGAUGGCAGCUCUGCCUUCAUUGGUGUUUGAGUGUGUGUGUGAAUGGACGAAUGAGACGCAGUGUGAAUCGCUUUGGUAACCGCCAAGGUUAAAUAAAGGUGCCGUUAUUGGUGUGUGAGUGUGUGUGUGAAUAGGUGAAUGAGAUGCAGUGUGAAGCGCUUUGGUAACUGCCAUGGUUAAAUAAAAGUGCUAUAUAAGUGCAGACCAUUUAUCACAUUAUGAUCUCAGUUUGGCCAAAUUCUACAAGUAGGUAUAGCUGCAGGCCAGAGAUCUCCAAAUGAUGGCAGAAUCUCCAAAAGAGGGUGGAGUUAUUGUAGUUGUGGGUGAGGUUACUCCAGAGGGAUGUUGCGCCUACUCCACAAAAUGGGGUGUCACUUCCGCUCACGGUUAAGGUUAGGGAAAGGGUUAAGUUAGGGGCUAUCUAUAUCUUUGCUGGCAGAUUGGAACUCCCGCCACUUUGCAAAUUCUAUGGUAUGGGUGCUUCUCAGUCAAAAGGCUGCAGCCUUUGUCCUUCCUAAGCCAGUUUUUCUGAAGCUGUAGGUUAUGCUCCUCAGCAUUCAGCACUAGAAUGAGACUGUCUAAUAAGUGUGCAUAUGCUGGGGAUUGUGGGCAAAACGAGGCUGCAUUCCAAGAGUCACAAUUGAGUCGGCGUUUAAUGGUGCUUGAUGACAUGGCGGCCAAGAUAUCUAGCCAAACUAGGCUGCAGCCUUCCGUUUGAGAAGCACCCAUCAUUGGAUGUAAACUUCCCCGUGUAGGUGAUUCCAGAGUUGAGCUCGAUGGAAAAAAUAUCCAAGAUGGCGGACGAAGUGAGAGAAAUUUUCAUUAUAAAUAUACUUCUAAUCCACUUAAUACUGAAAAGUAUCAUUACAUUUUUGUAUAUAAAAGAAAACGGACUGUUUUACACAAAAUGUGCAUGUACUAUGUAUUUAUGUAUUUAUGCUCAUUAGAGUAUCUCGUCAUUGAAAUCAGUUGCGAGUCGAGUCUUGCAUGCACUGUGCGAGCACUGUUAUUUGAAUUAUGUGUGGAGCUGCCUCCUAGGUAGAGUGUAUCAAAUUGCUCUCUUAUGAGGCAUCAUUUCAGGGAGAAUGCUGUCACAGAACACAGCUGCCUAUGUAGCCAGGAGACAGCAAGGCAGCUCACUAAGUUUUGGAACAGACCCUAUAAGUACGCCAUUUGUAGUUUGGCCUCCAGAGAUGUGUAAACCAUGUGGUGCUUUCAGUCAAGUCAUUGUUUUAGCAUGCUGGCCAGCUUAAUACAGCAAUAUUGGCUGAACCAAUGAUGUGAGAUUGUGGCGGGACAAUUUUUUUGGUCCAAAUAAUGGAGAAAGGUAUAGCUGCAGGCAGAGCUCCAAACCACCAGAAAAGAUAUAGGGAGCCCCUAACCCUAAGAGUGUGUGGAAUUGACGCCCCUUUUCCGCCCCCUUCUAGAGUAACGUUGCCCUAUUUUGGAGAUUCCGCCCCCAGUUGGAGAUCUCCUGCCUGCCACUAUACUUACUUUAAAUAAUGGAAGAAUGGGAAACCUGUUUGAAAGCAAUCACUAUUUUUGCAAUUCCAUUUACUUAUACUGGUGGCGCUGAAGUUACACACUACACCUUUAAUAAAGUCAUCAAACUUUUAAUUAUCAAUAAAAUUUCUUAUUAUGCUCCGCUCUUAAAUAUUUUAUUUAAAGUGCUAUUUGUGAGUACAAUAUCUCUAAAAUAAUUUAAAAAAUAUAUUUUCCAGAAAUUAUGCGCAACGGUAAAGUCGCGGAAAUAUACUGGUUAAAACUCAAAAGAAGUUAGAACUCUGAAUUCAAGAUUAUAAAGGUCAUAAGAAUGAGAAGUGUAUGCAACAAGUUCAUGCAUCAUUCUCAGCUGAUAUAUUGUAUGUCUGUACAAACAUAUUGAGAUCAUGCGUUGUAACGGUGUCGUUCUUGCAUGGAAAACAUGUGACAUGAACACAGUAAUCCCCCUCUAGAUGUCUCCGUUUAUGUAACAUGUGACCAGUUUUCUCUGGUAAAUCCAGGCCAUGGAUUUCAUGCCAAUAUCACUGUGUGGCCAUUUCCGGCUUGUACCAACUUUUUUGAGGCAUGUUUACAUUACAUAUGUCUGUUUGGGAUUUGGAGGGUUUAACACAGAUAUGCAUAUCUAUUUGUUAACUGUAGAGGUUAUGUAACAUUACUAUUAAAGACGCUAGAAUAUUUUCAGAGAACCGCUGUAGUUGUUUAAACAACCAGCUGCUUCAUCAUCCUAGAACAACAAUCAGAUUUCAAAUGUUUGUGGCGUGUUUUGCAAUUUGAAAAUGCAUUGAAGUAAAAGUUCAGAAUCUUUGUCAUAAUUCUUCACUGUAACUUUUAACAACCCUUAUAAAAGGUAUUAUACAGUGAUGGCACAGUAUCAUGACCAUAUUCAUGUACCAUGGAAUGUAAUUCAAAUGCAAGGUACAAGGAAAGAAUCUCAAGGUACUUUUUUGUUUGUAAAGUGCAGGACGUGAAUGUUUGACUCUUAAAGUAACAAGGUCGGGACUGGUUAACAAUAAAGUCUGUUAAAGUGUGUUAAACAUGCUUCCUUUGCAAACAUGACCAAUAUAUUUGGACGAAAGUUCAGGAAAUGUGAUAUGGUGAUUUGAUUUCUGUCCCCAGGAUUAAUCAAACAUGUUCCAGGAAGUAUGGAUAAUUAUUAGAUCAUUUAUCUUAUAUGAGGAUAUAAAGUAAAUCCAAAAAACAUCCUCCCCAUCACAGAUGAGUCACAGUAAUUGAAUAUUCUUCUGAUGACACAAUUGAGCUCAUCUCUCUUGUUUCACCAAAAACAUAAUGACAAUGAAUGGAAUAUUUAUCUUGGUGUUGUCUGUGCAUGUCAGGGUCUGACAUUAACCGGGGCUCAGGGCAAAAAUCCCUCUGAAAGUUACAAAAAAAAGACCCUAAAAUUCUAAAUUUGGUGGCAAAAAAAAAAAAAAAAUCAACAUUUUACCUUUGUAAAGGUAAAAAAUGCUCUUGAAUUUCAAAUCUAGUGGACAAAAAGUGCCUUCUAAUGAAAAGGAUAAUUUCUGACACUGGUGCCUAUGCAUAUUAAAGGAAUAUUCUGGAUUCAAUACAAGUUAAGCUCAGUCAACAGCAUUUGUGGCAUGCUGUUGAUUACCACAAAAAAAAAAAAAUAUUUCCACUUGUCCCGCAUUUUCUAAAAAAAAAAAAA